AUGGUGGGGGUGAAGCAGCAGCUGGCUGACCUGGUGUCCGAGCCCCUGCCCUGUCACCAGCAGGCCACCGUAGAGGCCCUGCUGACCAUCCUGGUCCACUGCAGAGACGUCCUCCGCCAUCUCCUCCAGAACCGCAUCACCAGUGCCGACGACUUUGAGUGGACAAGGUCACAGCUUUGAUCAUAGUUGCUACUCCUAGUAUUGAUUUUUCUUGAAAUACCUGGCCUUAUGUAGACUAGUUCCAAAUCUUUUUGUGUUGUCUAUGAUCAGAAUAACUCCUAUUGUUAGGCCAAACAUAUCUAGGAUCAGGCUAGGACUUCUGAGCAUGUUUUUUCAAUUUUACUGAGUUUGAGAUGAUUGUUGAUAAUUUAGGUAAGCUUCAGAGCUGCACAAGACUUACUUACAUGAACAACUUAAUGUUGGCUAGUAAGCCAACCAAAACAGAUCUCCAGAUGAAACAUUUGUACUUUUUGUCACUUUUUUGUCAUUGGUUCUGUUGGUUUCAGGCAGCUCCAUUAUGACUGGCAUGACAGCACCUCUCUGUGUUACGUGGUCCAUGCCCAGGCCUCCUUCAUGUAUGGCUAUGUGUACCUGGGCUGUUCCCCUCGACUGGUCAUCACGCCGCUCACUGACCGAUGCUGGCUGACCCUCACCGGGGCCUUGAGCCUCCAUCUGGGGGGAGCGCCCGCCGGACCCUCUGGGACUGGCAAGACAGAGACGGUCAAGGACCUGGCCAAGGUAAGGACCUGUCACUGAAGUAGGAUAAAAACCUGGGAAGUAUUUUUCUUUAGUAAGUUAGUCGGUGUGUGGACCUGAAAAUGCCAGUAGUAGAAAAAGAGAAUGUCCACACUCUUGGGAAACCACCAUCACUGGCAUCCUUGUAGCUCUGUAUUCAAACUGAUACUGUAUUUACAGGAAGUAAAACCAUGUUGAUGUUGUUUUCCUCUGCAGGCGCUUGGAAAGUUCUGUUUAGUACUGAACUGUUUUGACAGUCUGGACUAUAAGGUAGCCAUGGACAUUUCUAUUCUCAUUAUAACUCUAUAGCUAUUGUACUUUUGAUGCAUUGAAAUAUGUUUGUUCUAGCUCAUUGCAUCAGUUGUAGAGACUGAAGAAGUGGAGUGGAAGUAUGUAUACAUUUUACUGUAUACUGUGAGUUAGUUGCACAAAUGUAGAAAUCAAUAAAGUAGUUGUGUAAUUUAUUUCAUGUCUCUGUGACAUUCCCUUACCAGAUGAUGGGGAAGCUGUACUCUGGCAUGGUGCAGUCUGGUUCCUGGUGUUGUUUUGAUGAGUUUAACUGUAUCAACGUGGAGGUGUUGUCAGUCAUCGCUGCUCAGCUUCAGUCCAUUAAGGCUGCCAUGCAUAGUCACAGUUUACGGUAUGCCUCUGGAACUUACUGUGUUCUUUAGACUGAUUUGUAUUUUUAUGGCUGGGAAGUUUUUCAUUUUACAUUGAUUUAACUGAACAGGUGAAUAGUUUAGUUUGAGCAGUCAAAUAUAUUUGAUAUUUACUCUGUUUUUACCAAAGGUUUGUGUUCGAGGGAAGAGAUAUACGACUGAACGCCUCAUGUGGAUUCUUCAUCACGAUGAAUCCAGGGUAACAUGAUCUGUCAUGUUUAGUUUAAGUUCAUACCCUUUUAAAAACAUUUUAUAACUGUUAAUAAUAUUUUAUAACCUGUUAUAACCUUUCGAAAACAUCGUAGCUAAUACCACAGAAUAGGAACUGUCACGGUUUCGGCCGAGGCUGCUCCUCCUCCUGGUUCGGGCAGGCUUCGGCGGUCGUCGUCCCCGGAGUACUAGCUGCUACCGAUCUAUGUUUCAUGUUCGUUUGGUUUGGUCUUAAUGUUGUACACCUGUGUCUAGUUAGUCCUCGUUAGUGUUCUAUUUAGUUCUCGUUGUGUGUGUCUGUGUUUGUGUGUGAUUGCGCCUCUGUUACGUGUUGGAGCUACAUUUUCCCUCCAGGGUUUGGAGUAGUUUCUUUGCACAUGUUUUGUGCGCAGUUUAUUUUGUCGCCUGUGUGCGCCUGGUAUUCGCCUUCAGGCUUAUUGUGCGUUUGCUUGUGUGAAUUUUGCACUAAAGCCUUUGAACUGAGCCUCUGCGUCCUGCGCCUGAUUCCUACACCACACCCACCUUCAGCACCUUAUGACAGAAUCACACACCCCAAUGGAAUCAGCAGGAUCGGCAGAGACGCCUGUGUCGCUCGAGGAGCAUAUCCGUGGACAAGAUGGCCAGAUUCGACAACUGGAGACCGCUCUACAGGAGGUAAUCUACACCUUGCACCGAUGGGAGGCCAGCCGGGUACCCACACCUCCACCUAUUCUGUCCACCCCAUCGGUCGGUCCACCAGUCCUAGGUUCGGAACCCAGGGGGAUUCGGUUCUCGCUCCCGAGGGCGUAUGACGGAACAGCUGCCGGGUGUCAGGGGUUCCUCCUGCAGGUGGAGCUCUACCUGGCCACUGUACACCCGGUGCCCUCGGGAUACGAGAGCGUUUCCGCCCUCAUCUCCUGUCUCACGGGCAAGGCGUUGGAGUGGGCUAACGCCGAGUGGAGGAGAAUGGACGCCAACACCGUGACCUACGCAGAGUUCUCCCGCCGCUUCAAGGCCGUGUUCGACCAUCCACCUGAGGGCAAAGCGGCGGGGGAGCGUCUAGUCCAGUUGAGACAGGGGAGGAGGAGCGCGCAGGCGUUCGCUCUUGAGUACCGGACUCUAGCGGCUGAUGCAGGGUGGAAUGAGCGGGCUCUCAUCGACCAUUUUCGAUGUAACCUACGAGAGGACGUUCAACGUGAGUUGGCCUGCAGGGAUACCCAUCUUACAUUCGACCAGUUGGUCGAUAUGUCCAUCCGUCUGGACACCCUGCUGGCCACCCGUGGACGUCCCGAGGGGAGUCCGUCCAUUCCGCUCUCCGGCCUCUCCGAGCCGAGCCCUAUGGAGCUCGGGGGUGCCGGCGCUAGAGAACGGAGUAGGAGGAGCCCGAGGGGGCCUGUCUCCUGCACCAAGUGCGGUCGUGGAGGGCCACCUGCGGCCAGGUGCUGGGGAGGGUUCUCCGGGGGAGAAGACAACCAGGCCACGCACUGGGGGGGCCUCCCAGGUGAGUAGACGUCCCACUUACCCAGAGCUUUCUGUUGCGCACUUUUGUAUACCUGUGUGUUUUCCACAGGUUGCACCUCAUUCCCAGCAUAGGCGCUCGUAGAUUCAGGCGCAGCUGGGAAUUUUUGUUGAUCGGAAGUUUUGUUUUUGAGUUAGGGACCUCUCCUACCUGUUCACAAACCUUUUCCUCCCCGUUCAUGCCUUAGAUAGCCGUCCAGUUGGGGUCGGGGGUUGAUCAGGGAGAUCACAGCGCCACUUCGGAUGUGUGCGCAGGGGGGUCAUGAGGAGACUAUACAGCUGUAUCUGAUCGACUCUCCUGCGUACCCAGUGGUGCUGGGGAUUCCCUGGUUAAGCACCCACAACCCUGCUUAUUUCGUGGCAACAGAGGGGCUCUCGAUGGGGUGGUCUGCUCAGUGCGAGGGGCGAUGUCUGGGUGUUUUCUGUGGGGGCGACUUCGGUGGAGAGUUCCAAACCAAGUGCCCGCACUGCACAAUUCCGCCUGAAUAUGGGGAUUUAGCUCUCGUGUUUAGCAAAACUAGGGCGACGCAGUUGCCUCCUCAUAGACAGGGGGAUUGUGCGAUUGAUCUCCAGGCAGGAGCAGCGCUCCCACGGAGCCAUGUGUAUCCUUUGUCUCAAGAGGAGAGAAAAGCUAUGGAGACUUACAUAGCCGAAUCUUUGAGACAGGGAUACAUUCGGCCCUCCACUUCUCCCGCCUCCCUCGAGUUUUCUUUUUUGUGAAAAAGAAGGAUGGAGGGUUUGCGCCCGUGCAUUGAUUACCGUGGUCUCAAUCAGAUUACUGUGAAAUACAGUUAUCCACUCCCUCUGAUUGCGACCAUGACGGAGUCAUUGCAUGGAGCGCGGUUUUUCACAAAACUGGAUCUCAGGAGUGCAUAUAACUUGGUGCGCAUUAGGGAGGGUGACGAAUGGAAGACAGCGUUUAGUACCACGUCAGGUCAUUUCGAAUAUCUCGUCAUGCCCAUAUGGGUUGAUGAAUGCUCCAUCAGUCUUCCAAUCCUUCGUAGAUGAGAUUUUCCGGGAUAUGCAGGGACAAGGGGUGGUCGUGUACAUUGAUGACAUUCUGGUGUACUCGUCUACCCGAGCCGAGCAUAUAACCCUGGUGCGUCGUGUAUUGAGGAGGCUGUUGGGAGCACGACUUAUAUGUCAAGGCAGAGAAAUGUCUGUUUUUCCAGGAGUCGGUCUCCUUUUUGGGUUAUCGGUUGUCCGCGUCAGGGGUGAGAAUGGAGGUGGAUCGUGUGUCCGCUGGUGCGUAAUUGGCGAAAACCCCAACUACUGUAAAAGAGGUGCAGCAGUUUUUGGGCUUUGUGAAUUACUACCGGAGGUAUAUCCGGGUUUUGGACAGGUGGCAGCUCCCAUCACGUCCCUUCUGAAGGGGGGGUCCGGUGCGACUGCAGUGGUCAGCCGAUGCGGACAGGGCCUUAGGAGACUGAAGGACCCUGUUUACCGUCGGCUCCGGUGCUUGGCGCAUCCGGAUCCUCAUUAACCCUUUCAGGUUGAGGUAGACCGCGUCUGAGGCUGGUAUAGGGGCCGUUCUCUCUCAACGGUCCGGCACGCCACCUAAACUCCGCCCCUGUGCUUUUUACUCUAAGAAGCUCAGCCCGGCGGAGCGUAACUAUGACGUUGGGGACAGGGAGCUGUUAGCUGUAGUUCAAGCCCUUAAAGGUGUGGAGGCAUUGGCCUUGAGGGGGCUCAACACCCUUUCCCUCAUUUUGACUGACCAUCGGAACCUGGAGUACAUCCGGGCAGCGAGGAGACUGAACCCUCGCCAGGCUCGAUGGAGUAUGUUUCUCACCAGGUUCGUAUUUAAAAUCACGUACAUCCCUGGGUCCCAGAAUUGGUAAGGCAGAUGCGCUGUCCCGGCGGUAUGACACUGAGGAGAGGUCCGUUGAGCCCACUCCCAUAUACUACCGUAGUCGUUCCUUGUGGCACCGGUGGUGUGGGAGGUCCGAUUCCGAAAUCGAGCGAGCGUUUGCGUACCGACCCCAGCCCUCCACAGUGUCCUGAGGGUCGGAAGUACGUUCCGCUCGAGAUUCGGGAUCGACUCAUUUACUGGGCUUUACACGUACCCUCCCCUGGACAUCCGGGUAUCGGCCGGACAGUGCAUUGCCUUAGCACUAAAUACUGGUGGCCCACUUUGGCUAGGGAUGUGAGGGUUUUUGUCUUCCUCCUGCUCGGUGUGCGCCAGUGUAAGGCGCCCCGACAUUGCCCGGGGUUACAGCCCCUACCCCUUCCACAACGACCAUGGGUCCCACCUCUCGGUGGAUUUUGUAACAGACCUUCCCUCUCUAGGGGAAUACCACCAUCCUGGUCGUUGUGGCGUUUUCUCUAAGGCUGUGUUUCUCCCUAUGUCGGGUCUUCUACUGCCCUAAACCCAAAAUGCUGAGGCCCUAUUUACCCACGUCUUUCCCGGGAUUACGGGGUCCCGAGGAUAUAGUGUUGAUCGAGGCCCCCAGUUCACCCCCCGGGUGUGGAGAGCGUUUAUGGAGCGUUUGGGGGUCUCGGUUAGCCUUACCUCGGGGUACCCCCCGGAGGUAAGGGCAGGUAGAACGUGUCAAACCCGGAUGGGGUAGGUUUCGGAGGUCUUAUUGCCAGGACCGGCCUGAAAGGGGUGGGCGCGUUACAUUCCCUGGGCCCAGAUGGCCCCGAAUUCUCUCCGCCACUCCUCUACCAACCUAACCCCUUUCCAAUGUUUUUAGGUUACCAGCCGGUUCUGGCACCGUGGCAGCGAGCCAGAUCGAGGCGCCUGCGGUGGAUGAUUGGAUGAGGGCUCGGAAGAGACGUGGAACGCUGCCCACGUCCACCGAAGCGGGGCCGUCCGUCGUCACAAGGCGAGCGCCGAUCUCCACCGCAGUGAGGGGGGCCGGUGUACGCCCCCGGAGAUCGAGUCUGGGUCUCUACGAGAAAACCUACCCCUCCGCCUGCCCUGCCGGAAACAUGGGUCGGCGGUUUGUGGGGCCUUUAAAGUCCUGAGAAGAUUGAACGAGGGGGUGAUAAGUUUAAUCUACCUGUUGAAUAUCGAAUAUUAACCCCGUUCCCUGUGUCUCUCUAGGCCGGUGGGGAGCUGGUCCACUCCAGGACAAUGAAGGGAAGGAGAGAAAUCCUCCGCCCCCAUGGGGCAGCAGGGGGGCUCGGCAUACACCGGUUUUGGUCCAUCUGGACUCAGACGCCGGAUGGGGGGGGGCUCCAGUAUCUCGUGGAGUGGGGGGGGGGAACGGCCCGGAAGGAGCGGUGCUGGUGCCGCGGAGGGGCAUCCCAGACCCAUCUCUCCUGUCGGAGUUUUCCCCCGGGACCAUUCCCGCGCCCCCCUGCUCCGCGUCCUCCUGGUCGUCCCGAGGUGUCCCGGGGUCGGCGCACGGCUGGAGCCGAGCGUCAAGGGGGGGUUAUGUCACGGUUCGGCCGAGGCUGCUCCUCCUCCUGUUCGGGCAGGCUUCGGCGGUCGUCGGCCCCGGGUACUAAACUGCACCGAUCUAUUGUUUCAUGUUCGUUUGGUUUGGUCUUAAUGUUGUUUAAACCCGUGUCUAGUUAGUCUCGUUAGGUUCUAUUUAGUUUCGUUGUGUGUGUCUGUGUUUGUGUGUGAUUGCCCCCUCUGUUACGUGUGGAGCUACUUUCCCUCCAGUGUUUUUGGAGUAGUUUCUUUGCACAUGUUUUGUGCGCAGUUUAUUUUGUCGCCUGUGUGCGCUGGUAUUUCGCCUUCAGGCUUAUGUGCGUUGCUUUGUUGAAUUUUGCACUAAAAACCUUUGAAAAUGAGCCUCUGGUCCUGCGCCUGAUUCCUACACCACACCCACCUCAGCACCCUUUGACAGGAACGAAAACGGAUUCUUGACAGUUGACCUCUCUCUUUCAGUUGCAAAGGUCGAGUGGGUCACCUGACAAACCUAAAGUCCCUGUUCCGGCCUGUCUUCUAUGAUGGUACCUGACUUUGACUGAUUUCUGAGAUCAAUGUUGUUUCUGAGGGCUUCAAAUCAGCCAAAUCACUGUCCCGGAAGACGUCAACCUCUACCAGCUCGCGCAAGCAGCUGUCUCAGCAGGUUGGACUUACCUACAUAGACCUUUUUUUUUCUAGAGUGGGUAUCUUAGAACCUUAAAGGGUUCUUUGGCUGUCCCCAUAGGAGAAACCUUUGAAUAACUUUUUUUUUUUGGUUGCAGGUUAGAAACCCUUUUGGGUUCCAUGUGGAACCCUUUUCUACAGAGGGUCCCUUUGAAAAAGUGAUGAGGUGGUUGAAAGGAGUCCAGGCGCAGGAGGGUAAUCACAGAAUACAGGCUUAUCCGCCAAAAUACAGUACGCAGAACUGCGUCAACAAUUUCCAGGUCACAAAACAGGUGCACUGGAAAAUACAAGGCACACAGGAAAAUACUCCGUCGAACAAAUAAAACGGCUCCACCGAGCUUCACUAACCUUCACAAAAAACAAUCACCCAAAAAGGAACAAGGGUCAGAGGGAACACGUAUACACGACUAAUUAGGGAUAGAACCCGGUGUGUUUUGAUAACGGACAAGACAAUUGUGAUGAUGAUCGGGCGGCAGUGGUUAGUACUCCAGUGACGACGAAAUGCCGAAGAUGCCGAACAAGGAGGGAUCGAGGAUAUCCCUCACCGGAACCCCGCACGUUUUCCCCCGGACCGUCCCCUCCCACUCCACAGUACUGAAGGCACCCCACCCGAUGCCUCGAAUCCAGGAUGGCUUUUAGGUUGUAGAGGAGAGGUGAAGAGAGUUCUGGCCAUAUUCUGCCCAUGGCAAGAACACCGGACCACUCCCCGCCCGGUCCUGGCAGAAAAGGACCGCUGCGGGAAACCCUUUCCCCCACAUCCUAAAUUACUCGUUUUCCACCUCCCCAUUAAACCGGGGGGGAAAACCAGAGGUCAGGCUGACGAGCCCCCCAAGUUCCAUGAAGUUUUCCAAACCUUGGACGUGAAGGGGGAAACUCGGUCGGACAAAUCCUCUGGCACCCCGUAGUCCCGGGGGGAAGACAUGAGGAAACCAGGGCCUCCCAGUCUGCCGGGCCUGGGAGACCGGGCAGAGAAAGGCUAGGGUGGGAGGAUUUUUGGAGAAGCGGUCACAAACGACCGAUGUGGUGUUCCCUGGGAGAGGGGAAACCCGUCAGAAUCAAUACAAGAUGGACCAUGGUUCGUUUGGAACUGGAAAUGGUUUUAGCUUACCCUUGGGAGGUGCUUAGGUGCUUAUCUGGGGGGCCACUGAGCAGGAGAGCUUUACCCCCUCACUCCUUAGCCAAGGUAGGCCACCAGACUUUCGCUCAACCCCAAAACACUGACCCCCCGAUCCUGGGUACAGAGGAGGUGAGUGUAACCCCCCAGAGACAUAUCAUGGAUAACCCAGAUACAUUAUCUUUUUAGAGACCUCUAUCCAAGCGAUUCAGUUAGUGAGUGCAUACAUUCAUUUUAAAAUUUAUUAUUAUUAUUUUUUAUAUAUAAAAUUUUUUUUGUGGCCCCCGUGGAAAAAUAAAACCCAAACCCUGCCUUUACAAACCCAGCUCACCAACUGAAUCUCCCAUCCUCCGGCCUUCCCCCCCUAUCCUGGACGACGCUGGGCCAAUUUGCGUGCCCCAUGGGUCUCCCGGUCACGGCGGCUACGACAGAGCCUACCUCCACAGGUCAAGGCUCGGACAACAGCCAACAGCCCCGAUCACCAACGGGCGUAUUCGCUCCGCCGGGCUGAGCUUUUUUAGAGAAGAAGGCAAGGGGCGGAGCUUGGGUGGCGUACCCGAGCCCUUGAGACAGGACAGCUCCUAUCCCAACCUCGGACGCAUCCACCUCCACUAGAACGUUAGGAUUGAAUCUGGGUGGGCCAGUACUGGGGCUGAGGUGAACAGACCCCGCAGUUUUUUUUCUGAAGGCCAGGUCAGCCUCAGCAGACCAGCGGAGCCGGGACGGCCCACGCUUCAAAAAGGGGAGGUAAGGGGCUGCGACCUUGCCAAAGCCCCGGGUAAACCUCUGAUAGUAGUUGGCAAAGCCAAGGAAACGCUGCACCUCCUUAAACCGUGGUUGGAGUUGGCCAAUUACGCACGGCUUGAAAUGCGAUCUCCCUCCAUCUCCACAACCUGAGGUGGAAAAUGCGGUUCCAAGGAAGGAGUCGGGGCUGCUGGAAAAAACAUACACUUCUCUGCCUUAGCAUAAAGGUAAAUUUUUCCCAAAAGUCGGGCCAGCACCUUGCGAACCAGGGACACAUGCUCGGCGCGCGUAGAGGAAACACCAGGAUGUCAUCGAUGUGACCACUACACCGCGACCAAGCAUGUCCCGAAACACCUCGUUCACAAAGGACUGGAAAAUGGGGGCAUUCAUCAAACCAUAGGGCAUCACCAGGGGAUUCAUAAUGCCCCCUGGUUGUGGUGAAUGCUGUCUUCCACUCAUCUCCCUCUUGGAUACGCACCAGGUUGUACGCACCCUGAGAUCUAAUUGGUGAAGAAGCCGCCCCAUGCAUUGAUUCAAUCACGAAGGAAUGAGGGGGAGAGGGUAACUAAAUCUUAUCGUCUCCUGUUCAGUGGUCGAUAAUCAAAGCAUGGGCGCAGACCUCCGUCCUUCUUCUUCACAAAGAAGAAACUCGAGGAGGUGGGUUGAAGUGGAGGGACGUGUAUAUACCCCUGGCGCAGGGACUCAGUGACAUAUGUUUCCAUAGCCACCGUUUCAGCCUGUGACAGGGGGUAUAUAUGUCUCCUGGGAGGUACGCGUCUACCCGAGGUUAUCGCGCAAUCCCCCACCCGAUGAGGGUGGUAAUUUAGUCGCCUGCGUUUUAGAGAACGCUUGCGCCAGCAGAUCGAGGUAUUCAGGGGGAAUGCAUCUAGGACACCUACCCUGACACUCUCGCGACCACCCCGUGAGAGCCCUCUGCGGCCAUGAGAAGGUGGGGUUGUGGAGUGCUAGCCAAGGGAUACCUAAUACCACAGGGAAAGCAGAUUCGAUAAUCGAAAAAAUUACCUGCUCAAAUGAGUCUCCUGGGUUGAUGUCUUAUGUCCUCCAUUUUGUCUUUGUGUUUUUUCCCUUCCUUUUGGGUUCUACUGUACUCUAGGACCAUUAUGAUUUUGGAAUGAGAGCCAUAAAGUCAGUGCUAGUUCUCGCUGGUCAGAAGAGAAGAUUUGCAGUUGCUGUCGUAAGUAUUAAAGAAACAAGAAUCCUCUGCAAUUCUUGAGGCCAAAAGGCAUUCCCUUGAAUGGUAAACAAAAGGCUGUGUCACUGGUCACUACCAUAUUCUCUUUGCUUCUCUCAUUAAUCUCAACUUGCCAGUACACAUACUGGAGUUGUUGUUGUGUUGUGAAAAACGUUGUGAGUAAAGGCGGUGUGAUAUUCCAGGUGUGGCCUGACCCCAGAGGAGGAAUGCUGCGUCUGAUCUGUGCUUUACAAGACUCUAAUUACCCAAGUGGUUCCUGAGGACGUUCUCUGUUUAAAAGCAUCAUGGAGGAUCUCUUUCCUGGCAUCGUCAAUCCCAAAACGAUCCAUCCUAAACUAGAGGUAAUUCCUUGUCACGUGUACACACACAAGUCCGGUGUAGUUGGUGGUUGUUUCGGUAAAGUAAAUGGAACUUGGUUAGAUCACCUGGCUGCAUGUAGUUUUGGUGUUGGACUUGACAAUAAUUUGUUGUGGUAUAAAUUAAUGUAAUAUACUUGUAUCUUCUCUCUAGAUUGCCAUAGCGAAGGCUACAGAGAUGCUUGGAUUUCAACAAUGGCCAAAUCAAGCAGAGAAGGUUACACAGCUGUAUAGCCAGAUUCUGGUCAGUAUUUGGUUUCUUAAACAUCCUGGGUCCAUACUUUCAAACUCUUGCUUAAGCCUCAGAUGUAAACCUUCUGGAACAAAAAAUGCUAGGUGUUAGUUUUCCCAUUGGAAAACAUGUCAGAAUUAGCCGCCUAGCUACCACAAUUUACUUGUAUUUCCGGGAACAAAUAACGAAUCAACCAAUGACUUCUGUUAAGGACUCUUUCAUGAAAAAGUGUUAAAUCACGUCCAACUACGUCUUCUUUUAGUUGGCUGAAGCAGUAUUUGUUAACGGAAAUAAUAAUGCGGGUCAGCUAGUGGCUAACGGUGACACGUUUUCCGAUGGGAAAAGCUAACACCUAGCUUUUAUUCCAUAAGGACUACACCUGAGGUUUAAGCAAGAGUUUUUAAGUAUGGACCCACAAAUAUGACCUGUUGAUAUUGUGAUUACAAUACAAUAUCAUUCAACUAAAUGUUGAUGUUGCAGGCUCGAGGAGGGGUGAUGUUGAUUGCUCCUACAGGAGGGGGGAAAAGGACAACAGUGAGAUCAUCCUGCAGCACGCUCUACCCCUGCUGCCCUCUCUGUCUGAAGUCCACAGGAGGACCAGCGUCUUUAUGCAGGUACUGCACACUCUUUAG
Coregonus sp. 'balchen' is the source of this 11440-nucleotide messenger RNA. Lineage: Eukaryota; Metazoa; Chordata; Actinopteri; Salmoniformes; Salmonidae. The record is from the annotation of a GenBank genome assembly.